Penicillium macrosclerotiorum is the source of this 1170-nucleotide messenger RNA. RefSeq lists its product as uncharacterized. Bases 1 to 1170 code for a protein of 389 amino acids. Lineage: Eukaryota; Fungi; Ascomycota; Eurotiomycetes; Eurotiales; Aspergillaceae. The transcript has a single exon. The record is from RefSeq and is a predicted model, not a curated record.
AUGUCUACUGUCGCAGGAUCGAGCCAAACGGCCGUCGAUCCCAGCAACACCAAGGCGGAUGCCACUACUGCGGUUGGGACGACGGAUGCCGCAUCCACCACGGCCGCUCCAUCGUCAACCACCUCGACGACCAGCCAGACGACCACCAGCUCUAGUUCGACGUCAACGGAGGCCACCACCUCCACCACACACACUUCGACGACCACUAGCUCGUCUUCCACGACUACCACCACCCCGACUUCAACCUCAACGUCGACUUCAUCCACACUAAUCCCGACCAGCACGACGUCGGACCCCACAACUACCGCCGGUGCAGCGACCACCCUAGUAGUGACCCAGACCGCGACUGACUCGGCAACCACGAGCGCGGCAUUGACGUCCAGCGCGUCGUCGACCGCAACCGACUCUGCGUCCCUCUCGACCUCGACUGCCGCGGCCAGCCAUGGUCUCUCGGCAAGUGGCACCAUUGCGGUCGCUGUGGUUGUCCCCGUGGUUUCUGUGGCAUUGAUUAUUCUGGCCGCGAUCUUCUUUUGGCGGAAGCGGAAGGCCAAGAAGGCUGCGGAGGAAGAGCGCCGGAAAGAAGUCGAGGAGUAUGGAUACAACCCCAAUAACGAUCCCACACUUCCCGGCAUGGGAGCCGGCAUCGCUGUCAAGGAUGAUACGUCGUCUGGAUACCGGGGCUGGGGCACAACCUCAGCUGGCCGAAAGGCAUCGACGAAUCUGUCGAGUGGAAUGGGGAUGGCUAUGUCCGAAGGUAGCGGCGCCUAUCAUCAUGCCGCGACUCCCAGCGAAGGCACAGUACAGUACUCGGACGGGACCCGUCCAGAUUCGGGUGAGGUGGUGGAACCCGUGGGCGUCCUCGGGGCGGUACCGGUAGCCGCGAACAACCACAAUGGCGACAUUCACCGCGGCCCGUCUAACGCGUCGUCGGCUUAUUCCGCUGCGAACCGGUCAGAGGUGUCGGAGGAAAGCCACAUGUCGGCUGCUCACCCAUCGGGUGGCUACUAUGGCGAUAACCCAUAUUAUGGAGACAUGGCCUCGCAUGGCGCAUACGGCGAGGAGGCGUACCAGCCCGUGAUCCGGGAUGUCCAGGCGCGUCGCAACACUCGCAUCGAGAACCCCGGGGUUUAUCCGCGACAAGGAAAUGCGGGUAUUGCCCAGAAUUUCUAG